AUGAAAGAAACUCACUCUUUGUCUCAUUCUGAUGCGCCAUCUUCACAACAGUCAUCCGGAUUAGCCAGGGUUAAUGAACAUCCCUCUUACGAACGUGCCAUUCCUCAAGAACUUCCAUCCCAUGCUACCGUCAUUGCCAUGAUAAUAUCUUGGUCUGCAAAGAAAUCCUUUGCCUUUGUCAAAGAAAUCAUAAUCCCGUGCUUUACUGUAAAUGUUUUAUUUCUUUGUCCAUUUGUACUGGGUACUUCCAAUAAAAUUUUUCAUCCCAAAUAUAACAAGCUUGCCGAGCAAGAAGUAGCUGAGGAUAUAGAAUAG
Phycomyces blakesleeanus NRRL 1555(-) is the source of this 315-nucleotide messenger RNA. RefSeq lists its product as hypothetical. NCBI's taxonomy places the organism in Eukaryota, Fungi, Mucoromycota, Mucoromycetes, Mucorales, Phycomycetaceae. The record is from RefSeq and is a predicted model, not a curated record. The transcript is spliced from 6 exons. The coding region runs from base 1 to 315 and encodes 104 amino acids.